AUGUCCGAUUUCCCGCCGAACUUGUCCAUUCGUCCUUUGACGGUGGAGGACCUCGAUAAAUGUGUUCUGCUCGAGAACAAGGGCUUUCCCGAAGAUGAGAGAGCUGACAGAGAAAAGUUGCAAUACAGACUAAUUGCUUGCCCUGAACUAUGUUCCGGCUUGUUUAUCAGGGAGUAUGGUGUCAAGUACAAUGCCAUCAACUUGCCUGAAGUUGCAGAGAAAUUGAACGCUGAGAAUGCUUCCAAGAAGGAUUCUGACGAUAAGGUUGAAGCCAACAACAAGGCUCUGAAAGACCUGGACCAGGAGAACGAUGAGGAGGACUACCAGAGCUUGCCUGUUAAGCUGUCUGUGGUUAAGGAGGUGUUGAUUGGUCACAUUACCGCUACCAAGACCCCCACCGAGAAGUUGACCGAGGGAGCCAUGGAAUUGCCAAGCGAAGAGGACAAGGACGCUGGCCAUGUCGAAUACGCUCGUAACGUUGCCAUUCACGGCUUGGUGAUUGACCCAGAGUGGAGAGGUAAGAACUUGGGUACUUUGUUGAUGCAUGACUAUAUCCAGAAGUUGUCCAACCAGGACUUGGGCAGCAAGGUUAUUAUUGUGGCACACAAGGAGUUGAUCCCAUUCUACGAGAAGAUUGGUUUUGAGUACCACGGUGCUAGCGACAUUAAGCACGGCAGCGAGACGUGGUACGACUUGUCUAUUGACUUGGUCCCACAGGAGGAGGAGUAA
Messenger RNA from Candidozyma haemuli, 729 nucleotides. Its product is annotated as polyamine acetyltransferase. The transcript has a single exon. The coding region runs from base 1 to 729 and encodes 242 amino acids. Gene Ontology annotation, molecular function: aralkylamine N-acetyltransferase activity. Lineage: Eukaryota; Fungi; Ascomycota; Pichiomycetes; Serinales; Metschnikowiaceae. Gene Ontology annotation, cellular component: cytoplasm. The record is from RefSeq and is a predicted model, not a curated record.